GUUUAAGUGAUUCAGACCAAACGUUCAGAUGAUUUGGAUUGUUUGAGAGUACCAGGAUGUUAUGGUUCCUUAUGAUUACAUAUUACAUAAUAGAUUUCACUUCCUCUCAAUCAGAUCUUUGUUCCAAAGUGCUAACGAUAGAUUGUGAUGGUCAGUACGUGUCAUCUAAAGAUGAGUCUGUAUGUGCGUCAGACCUUGUCACUUAUAAAACUUGUUGUCAUUUUGCACAAGCCAAAUGUCGAGAUGGACAAAUAGUGAUUAUAUCUGAUAGACCUUGCUCUAAUACAACACAUCUUUUAAAUGCAACAGCUGCUUUUGCUCAAACCUGUGGUACUUUCCAACCACCUGCCGAGAUAACUACAACUAGUACAGCAACGGCCAAUAUUAAAACGACAUCAACAUUAGAUAAUGAUCCUUUUGAUCAUAUAUUCUGUUCUGGUAUAAACAGUGGUGCAAUAACGUGUCCAGACACACUAGAUCCUUACUGUGGGACUGAUGGUAAAUUCUAUCUCAAUAAGUGUGAUUUCCAAACCGCCAGGUGUACCAAUCCGAGUUUAUCGAUACAGCCAAUCAGAUUGUGCAAAGGACCAACGCCUACUCCAAUAGGGUAGCAAAUUAUUGUCGCCGAUUAUACCAAAUACAG
Molecule: messenger RNA, 643 nt
Organism: Mytilus trossulus (common blue mussel)
Lineage: Eukaryota; Metazoa; Mollusca; Bivalvia; Mytilida; Mytilidae
Exons: 4
Coding region: 57-611 (184 amino acids)
Molecular function (GO): protein binding
Source: RefSeq, a predicted model, not a curated record